CAUUGUGACCGUUCUGCAAACUCAGCUCGCUAUUAACUUUGUUUUUGCUGUAGUGUGGAGGCUGCGCGGGCUGCGUUUGCGGCGGUGGCUCAUCUGGCGGUGAGAAAUUAAACGCUGCGCCUAUAAUUACAGCAUGAGCGAGGAAACCGAAAGCGAUUUACAGCCGCAGGCAGACGCAAGCGACGCCCUCGUCGAAGCUAAGCCUGCAACCGAAACCGAAACCGAAACUGAAACUGAAAGCGCAAGUGAAACAGCGGGAGCUGCUACGUCGGCUCAGCAGGAGUUUGCGGACUAUGAACAGCAUGUGAGCUAUGCGGCCGAUGGCGUCGCCGUCUACACAGAUCCUAGCACCAAGCAGCAGUACAAAUGGUGCAGCAAACAAAACCAUUGGCUGCCCCAAACGGCGGUUAAGGCGACAACAACUGCGGCUGAUCCCUACGAGAAUGAGCAUUACAAAUGGUGCGCAGAGACGCAGCAAUGGCUGCCCAAGCAGACGCACACUACAACGACGGAAACGGAGCACUACAAAUGGGAUGCAGAGCAGCAAAAGUGGCUGCCCAAGCAGCAGCAGCAGCAUCAGCAGCUGCCGCUAGCAGCUGCAGGCGAGCAAGUGGUCUACGGCGUCGACGAGCGUGGCCAGCGCACUUAUACAGACAAAGAUGGUGCUGUCUUCUUUUGGGAUGGCGACAAGCACGCCUGGUUUCCCAACAUCGAUGAGAACUUUAUGGCGCGCUAUCAAAUGAAUUACGGCUUCAUUGACAACACAAGCGCGGGCGAGCGCGAGAAGGCAGAACGUGAAGCAGCCGAGACUAAGCGCAAGGAGGAGGAACUCAAGCGCAUGACUGCUGAGGCUGAGGCGGCCAUGAGUGCAGACAAGGACGCACAGCCAGCUGCUGCCACAGGCAAGCGCAAGGCACAGGAGCCGCCAAAAUGGUUCGACUUGGAUCCCUCGCAGAAUACCAAAGUUUAUGUCACCAAUUUACCGCUGGAUAUUACUAUCGAUGAGUUUGCUGAGCUUAUGGGCAAGUGUGGCAUGGUCAUGCGAGAUCCUCAAACGCAAAAGUAUAAACUGAAGCUGUACACCGAAGCGGAUGGGCAAAUCAAAGGCGAUGGCUUAUGUGAUUACAUAAAGGUGGAGUCUGUGAAGCUGGCGCUCGAAAUCUUGGAUGAUUACGUCUAUCGUGGGCAUAAGAUUCACGUGCAACGCGCGCAGUUUCAAAUGCGUGGCGAGUAUAAUCCCGCACUCAAGCCCAAGCGCAAGAAGAAGGACAAGGAAAAGUUGCAGAAGAUCAAGGAGAAACUAUUCGAUUGGCGACCGGACAAGAUGCGUGGCGAGCGCUCCAAGAAUGAAAAGACAGUCAUCAUCAAAAAUCUAUUUACUCCCGAGCUGUUUGAACGGGAAGUCGAGCUUAUACUGGAGUAUCAAAACAAUUUGCGUGAGGAGUGCGGCAAGUGCGGCAUGGUGCGCAAAGUGGUGAUCUAUGAUCUGCAUCCAGAGGGCAUAGCACAAAUUAAUAUGUCCACGCCGGAGGAAGCGGAUUUAGUUAUACAAAUGAUGCAGGGACGUUAUUUCGGGCAGCGCCAGCUGAGCGCUGAGCACUGGGAUGGCAAAACCAAAUACAAAAUGGAAGAGACUGUCACUGAGGCGCAGGCGCGUUUAAACAAAUGGGAUGAUUAUUUGACAGCAGAGGAGGCGGCCAGAGGGAGACCGCCGUCGCCGCCGGGACCGCCGCCAGACACAGCCGAGUCCGCCUAAGUUGCUGUGCUUUGUUUUUGCUUUGCUUACCUGCGAUCACUGUCCUGUCUAUCGAUUACCUCCAAUACCACCUCAUUGGCCAUGGCAUUCGGAUA
This is a messenger RNA of Drosophila busckii, 1851 nucleotides long. It is a transcript of the gene barc, whose product is annotated as HIV Tat-specific factor 1 homolog. The record is from RefSeq and is a predicted model, not a curated record. Gene Ontology annotation, biological process: mRNA splicing, via spliceosome. Bases 134 to 1756 code for a protein of 540 amino acids. The transcript has 7 exons. Gene Ontology annotation, cellular component: U2-type spliceosomal complex; U2 snRNP. Gene Ontology annotation, molecular function: RNA binding. Lineage: Eukaryota; Metazoa; Arthropoda; Insecta; Diptera; Drosophilidae.